Notothenia coriiceps (black rockcod) is the source of this 345-nucleotide messenger RNA. Its product is annotated as H(+)/Cl(-) exchange transporter 7-like. The coding region runs from base 76 to 330 and encodes 84 amino acids. The record is from RefSeq and is a predicted model, not a curated record. The transcript is spliced from 2 exons. Gene Ontology annotation, molecular function: chloride transmembrane transporter activity. Gene Ontology annotation, biological process: chloride transport; transmembrane transport. Gene Ontology annotation, cellular component: lysosomal membrane; intracellular membrane-bounded organelle. NCBI's taxonomy places the organism in Eukaryota, Metazoa, Chordata, Actinopteri, Perciformes, Nototheniidae.
CUCUCUCUCUCUCUCUCUCUCUCUCUCUCUCACACACACUCUCAGUUGUUCUGUGCAGAUGGAGAGUACAACUCCAUGGCAACAAUCUUCUUCAACACUCCUGAGAUAAGCGUCCGCAGCCUCUUCCACACACAAGCAGGGACCUACAAUCCGUUGACCCUGGGUUUGUUCACCAUCACUUAUUUCUUCCUGGCGUGUUGGACGUACGGCCUGGCGGUGUCUGCGGGGGUCUUCAUCCCCGCUCUGCUGAUAGGAGCCGCCUGGGGGAGACUGUUCGGCAUCCUGCUGGCCUCCAUCACCCCCAAUGGCUCGGUGAGUGCAUAUUUAUGAUUCUUCACUCUGUAG